Molecule: messenger RNA, 6028 nt
Organism: Panicum virgatum (switchgrass)
Lineage: Eukaryota; Viridiplantae; Streptophyta; Magnoliopsida; Poales; Poaceae
Product: boron transporter 4-like
Exons: 14
Coding region: 3982-6021 (679 amino acids)
Biological process (GO): monoatomic ion homeostasis; monoatomic anion transport; transmembrane transport
Cellular component (GO): plasma membrane
Molecular function (GO): solute:inorganic anion antiporter activity
Source: RefSeq, a predicted model, not a curated record
AGCACUUAGAGGACUCAUUUCUUUUCCUUCCUCUUCUUCUUUCUUCUUUUCCUUCCUCUUCUUCUUUCUUCUUUCCCUUCUCUCCUCCUCCGGUCCUCCUUUCUCUUUACCUCCAAUGAAGUUUUUGGGAGUAGGGGGCUGCCCACACACUGGCUCCGCCCCUGCAUAUAUGGUUCGAACUUAUAGUUGAGAUAGACCUGGCAAGCUGACAAGCUCCGUCCAAAUACAAGGAUUAUUGACAGAAUUGACGAAGCAAUUAUUAUUACCAUGGGAAUUUGAAACCGACAGUAUAGCUUAGUGUCGCUCUUGAUUUUUUUUUCUUUUUUUUUUGCGAGGAAUUUUUUUACUGGAGCCUAUAGCUACUGUUGCCGCAUGCAUCUAGCAAAGAACCUACAGCUUUUCUCUUAGUUUUUCUUUCUUCAUAGUACCCACAUUUUUAAGCCCGUCAUCUAAGAUCUGAGUAGCACGUGUCUUUCUUCUACCUCAUGACACUCUUGCAGGCUUGCAUAUGCUGUUAGUGAUGCACGUCCACUACCCGUGGGCCCGAGGUGAUGAACGCUAGCUAUAUAAUUUAAAUUUUUCUCAUCCUAUGCUACUUGUUUCAGUAAUCAAAAGUUCUUCUCUGCUACUAGUACAAUGACGCCUCCUUUUGCCUACAUCAUUUUUUAUCAGUGAUGUGGCCGCAUGUCAAGCGCACAGCCCUUCCUAUCACGACUGUCUAUCUUCUCGAUCUUAACUACUACUAUUCGCUAGUAGUAGUAACAUAUCUCUUACCUAACAGCUUUGCAGUAAUACUGUCCACUGCUCAGUUCAACUGACUCAGUUAUUUCUUUACUAGCUUUUCUACUUUAUGAUCCUCUUGGUCGUCUGUUGCUAUUAUGUUUAAUUCGGUCGUCUGUUGCAUGACGCCAUGCCUUCAUUACCUAGUUUCUGUUGGGGAAGAAUCGAUCCAAGUUUCUUGCUUUUUGAAAGUCAACAAAUCUCCAUAGUUCAAAGCAGGAGAUUCCGCAAUUUAUAUUUAUGUUCAAGCCUGAUGAGCUUACUAUACCAAUCAUGACCUGAUCGAUAUUGUUCUGGUUUCUUAUCUGCUUGUGGUGUUAAUUUUUUUGAGCUUGUGGUGUUAAUUGUGAGGUGAGGUAGUGUCUUGUAGCAAUAUCGGCAAUAAACUGUUGGAGUAAUAUCAAGGAUCCUCCCUCGGCAAGGACAGAGAUGCAUGAGGAUUGCGAAAAAUGGUUAGGUUGGACAUUGGUCUUGUGUUUGUAUUGGGCCUGCAGACAUACACAUUCAGACAUCACUAGUAGGCAGUAGGUGAUGUACAGUCUCCAGACUUCACGGAGAAUGAAGAAGCUUGCGGCGCGACGCUUACUCUUACUCUUAGCCUCCAACUCUGUGAUCCUCAUCGCUGGCCUAAUUUUGGCAGCCCUCUCAUCAUGAUCACUGGAGGCCAGGUGAUAGUCUAAUAUAGCGCAAAGCCUAGAAUUAUCUUGUUUAUUUUGACUAAUAAUAAUAAUAUAAAUUUUAUUGAAUUUGACCAAAAUUUGUUAGAGAUGACUCCAUAUGACUGAUAGCUACUCUAUGCAUAGCAGCGUGGCUAGAUCUACACAUGAACCCUACGUAAUGAGCCGGACCCUGUAAAUAAAACAUCGCGUACACAUUAUAAAAUUUUGUCGAAAUUGAUUGAAUUUUUUUUGAAGAUGACUCGGUAUAACUGGCAGCUACUCUGUGCAAAACAGUGUGGCAAGAACUACGUUGUAUUUUUUAGGAAACAGAUUUUUAUUGGGUUGUAACCAUAGUUUAGCUCAUAGUUUAUUACAUUAUGAGCUAAAAUGUUUGGGUUGGUAUGUGAUGUUGGUGGUUUGGAGUGGAGUAGGUAAUAUUAAUUUCCCUAGUAAUAAUGGAUGGGUGUGGAUGUAGUUUGGUUUCCAACAUAUUUGCAGAGCUAUAUGCGGGGAGAAUCAGAGAAGCGUGGCGCCGUAACAAGCAAAGAGGUAGGCAGGGGAUCGGUGAGAAAAACAAUCGGAUUUUAGCAAAAAUAUUUCCCAACAUGCAAUUUGUAUGGGUUUGCACCCUCUCUCACCACCCUCGAAUCCGACAGGCAGGUCUAGUGUGAGGGGUAUAGCAGAUCCAAUAUGGAUGAAAAAUAUUUUCAAUUGUUUUCGAUCUUUAUAUACAAUCGGUGUUAAUGACCAACUGCAUAGGACGCGUGAUAUUUCAGAUGUAGAUUCACGCAAAUCACUAGAAAAAACUACAACAUACAAAGCUCAAUUCAGUUUUUCGAGAAAAGGAUUACCCUGCUUUUAUAGAAAGCAUAUAGAGUUGAUACAAACUGUAAAAGGUCGGGGUUGCCGACCGCAACAUCUGAGCUUUAAAGGAACUAAGUCACUUGGAACCCCCUCACUACAAGCGAGUCUUACAGCAGAAAAGGAAAGCAACAAACUAAAAGAAAUCCUCCUUUCGGCCUUCUUGUACUUUCCUUAGGAACACUUCGCACCACUGCUUAGCCUGCCAUCUCCAUCCAUCCAAGCUUGCCUUGUUGGGUCCGCGAAGAAGGCCUCUCCAUCGCUGUAGGAUGUUAUCAGUUUUAAAGAGAAUGUCAGCAGGCACAUGAACAAACACCCCCUCAAUCAUCAUUUUGUUACGAACGUUCCACAACGUCCAGAAAACCCCUGAAAUCGGGAAAAGCUUAAAGCUGUAAUUUUUACACUCUAACGGUAGCCAACCCUCAAGAAGGUCUUGCAUAGACUUGGGAGAAGUCUCCCAACCCGCGGCCUCUUUCACACAUGUCCACAUAAAACAGGCUAGAGGACAAUGGAAGAAGAUGUGGUCAAUGGUUUCCGGCACUCUGCAAAUGACACACUUGAGAUCUCCCUUCCAGUUCCUACGUUUGAGAACUACCCCAGUAGGGAGUCUAUCCUGCAGAGUCAGCCACAUAAACACUUUGAUUUUCAUAGGUAGCCUGCACUCCCAAAUUCGUUGCAUUCUCUUAUUAAUCACACCCCUGAAAGAGAGAAACUUAUACAUAGACUGGCUUGUAUACCCCCCCCCCUUUUUUCCAAAGCCCAUAGAACACCAUCGUUUGAAUCCGUCAAAUUCUCCUCAUCUAAAUAAUGUAGAAGUGUCUCCCACUGUCUCACUUCUUCAGGCCCAAAAGAUCUGCAAAGGUCCAGCCUCCAUUCCCCAUCAACCCAGCAAUCCCUCACUAAGCAGUCAGUCAUACAGAUUAGGGAAUUCUAACCUCAGUGGGGUGUGGCCAACCCAAACAUCGUCCCAAAAGAGAAUGUUAUCUCCAUUACCUAGUUUGAAGAUGGCCCCCCAAUUGAAGUUAUGUCUGAUUUUCUGGAUUCCCUUCCAAAACUGUGAGCCAUUUUUACCUAAAGCUCAAUUCAGUUGACUGAAUAUACAACAGUAAUCCCUUGACUACUUUUUGGGCUAAUGAAAAGUUGAAUAUAAAGCUCAUACUGAUGGGAUUGCACAAGAAGGUGAGAGUGGAAUCGAAGCUCCAGCCCAAUCUGAAGAAAACCUCCAUCAGCAUUCAGCAGCGCAUGUGCUCAAGCCGCGACAGGAGAAAGCAGGAGAAACAACAGCAGGGACACGGCGAGCGGAUGGCCGCGACCCGCGAUCGCACGGGGUUUCCAGCCCGGCCACCCCAAAAGCGUGCGCCCUCGGCCGGCCCGGACCGACCUGGCUGGUGCCACGUGUACAACGUGGCCUUCCCCUUCCCUCCCCUCGCGCUCGCGCCGCCCUGUGUCUGCGGCUCUGCGCCUCCCCUCUCCGCUCCGUCCGCCGCUCCCGUCGCUUCGGUCACCUGCCCGUCGUCUAUAAGGAGGCCAUGGAGGACGAAGGGGAGCAGGGCAGCAGGCCCUUCCGCCCGAUUCGCCGCCCCUCCGCUCCCCCGCGCCUCCGCCCACCGACGCCUAGGGCUCCGCCUCGCGUCGCGGUGGAGGCGGCCAGCAUCGCGCCACCGCCCGCCCCUCAUCGCUGAUGGCGGGACCUAAUAAAGUCCCAUUUAGUGGAGUGGCUGAGGAUUUCAAAGGAAGAGCAGCUUGUUACAAACAAGACUGGAACAAUGGGUUCCGUUCUGGUUUCAGGAUAUUGGCACCUACACUCUACAUAUUCUUUGCAUCUGCCGUUCCUGUAAUAGCCUUUGGGGAGCAAUUAAGUAAAGAUACAGAUGGCGCACUGACCACUGUUGAGGCAUUAGCAUCAACUGCUAUUUGUGGAAUCAUACAUUCAAUCAUAGGCGGACAGCCACUAUUAAUUGUGGGAGUUGCAGAGCCGACUAUUAUUAUGUAUACUUAUAUCUACAAUUUUGCAAAAAGUCAGCCGAACCUGGGAGAGAAAAUGUUUCUUCCAUGGGCUGGAUGGGUUUGCAUCUGGACUUCCGUUAUGUUGUUCCUCAUGGCAAUGUUUAACGCUGCAGCUAUUCUAAACAAAUUUACAAGGUUUUCAGGAGAACUUUUUGGAAUGUUGAUCACAAUUCUGUUCAUGCAACAGGCUAUCAAAGGGAUGGUGGGCGAAUACAGUGUCCCUGAGGGUAAUGACGAAAGUCAACCGACAUUCCAGUUCCAAUGGUUAUAUGUUAAUGGUCUCCUUGGAGUUAUCUUUUCAAUGGGUGUACUAUAUACUUCAUUAGCCAGCAUGGAGGCAAGAUCGUCUCUAUACGGAACUGGGUGGCAAAGGAGCUUAAUUGCUGACUAUGGCGUUCCACUGAUGGUCAUACUGUGGACAGCACUAUCGUAUUCAUUGCCAAGCAAGAUCCCUUCAGGAGUCCCUAGGAGGCUCUUCACCCCACUUCCUUGGGAACCCAAGUCACUCCAGCAUUGGACAGUAGCAAAGGAUCUUUUGUCUGUCCCUCCAACACAUAUAUUUCUGGCUAUUGUGCCUGCUGCGAUGGUUGCAGGGCUCUAUUUCUUUGAUCACAGUGUAGCUUCACAGAUGGCUCAGCAGAAGGAAUUUAAUUUGAAGAACCCAUCAGCCUACCAUUAUGACAUUUUGGUCCUGAGCUUGACGACCUUGAUCUGCGGUCUUCUUGGCAUUCCUCCAUCUAAUGGAGUGCUUCCUCAGUCCCCCAUGCACACAAGAAGUCUUGCUGUCCUCAAACGGCAGUUGAUUCGCAAAAGGAUGGUCCGAACUGCCCAGGAGGGGAUGAUGAAUAAUGCUACCAGUUCAGAAGUUUAUGGCAAGAUGCAAGAGAUUUUCAUAAAAAUGGACAAUGGAAGCAACUCUGUUUCUGCCAGCAACGAGCUGAAGGACUUGAAGGAUGCCAUUAUUCCAGAGGGGGAUGGAGCAGGGAAAGUGCCUGAAGCAUUUGAUCCUGAGAAGCAUGUGGAUUCUUACUUGCCUGUCCGGGUGAAUGAGCAGAGAGUAAGCAAUCUGUUACAGUCCCUGUUGGUUGGUGGUUGUAUCGGAGUUACGCCGCUCAUUCGGAGGAUACCAACAUCAGUCCUUUGGGGUUACUUUGCCUAUAUGUCCGUCGACAGUGUUCCUGGGAACCAGUUCUGGGAGAGGAUAAAACUUAUGUUUGUCACACCUCAAAGGCGCUACAAGGUUCUUGAAGGAGCACAUGCAUCCUUCGUGGAGUCGGUGCCUUUCAACAUAAUAUCUGCCUUCACGCUGUUCCAGCUAAUUUAUCUCUUGCUCGUCUUUGGGAUGACAUGGAUACCAAUGGCAGGAAUCCUCUUCCCGCUGCUCUUCUUUUUUCUCAUUGUAAUCAGGGAGCAUCUCAUUCCGAAGUAUUUUGAUCCUGCCCACCUGAGGGAAUUAGAUGCAGCAGAGUACGAAGAACUCGAGGGUUUCACCCCUGAUCCUUCAGAGGGCGGCGAUGAGUCUGUUCGCAGCCGAGAUGCCCAGCCUGAAUACGCUUCUGAGAUACUGGAGGAAUUCACGACACACCGUGGAGAGUUGAAGCACAGGAACUCGAGCUUCCGCGACGGGAGGCUACUUCAGCUUAACUCGGUCAGGAUGACAAGAGAGCUUUCCCGGACUAUGUCGAGGGCUCCAACGCUCAGGCGGGAGCAUUGAGAAAAAA